Messenger RNA from Cuscuta campestris, 2103 nucleotides. NCBI's taxonomy places the organism in Eukaryota, Viridiplantae, Streptophyta, Magnoliopsida, Solanales, Convolvulaceae. The record is from the annotation of a GenBank genome assembly.
CGUAUUCCGUAUGUUACCGAAAAAAUCAAUCUUAUUCCGUCUUAAGCGAAGGUGAAGUCAUGAAUCCCGAUUCUUCAUUCUUUCUUCAAUUCUUCACGAUCUCCGUAGGUAAAGCCGUUUUGCCCGUUCUUUUUCUGCUGCUUCUCUCGGCGGCAACGAAUUCCGACGGAAGGAAAGAUUCAGCUGGAGGCGCUAUUCGGUUUCCGUUGGAAGCUUCGAGGUUCUUUUCUCCAAAUGACGAACCUGUUGGCACGCGAUGGGCUGUCCUGAUUGCUGGAUCUAACGGUUACUGGAAUAACAGGCACCAGCAGGCUGAUAUUUAUCAUGCAUAUCAACUCUUGAAAAAAGGCGGACUAAAAGAGAAAAAUAUCAUCGUUUUCAUGUUUGACGACAUCGCUUCUAAUGAAGAAAGCCCAAGGCAUGGAGUCAUCAUUAAUAGCCCACACAAUGAUGAUGUUUAUAAAGGAGUUCCAAAGGAUUACACAAGGGAAAAUAUUACGGUUAACAACUUAUUUGCUGCUAUCCUCGGGAACAAAACCGCUUUAACUGGAGGCAAUGGGAAGGUCGUAGAUAGUGGUCCAGAUGAUCAUAUCUUUAUAUACUACCCUGGUGGUGGAGGGAUGCCUACCUUUCCUAACAUGCAUGUGAAUGAUCUAAUUGAUGUUUUGAAGAAGAAACAUGCUUUAGGGACAUAUAAGAGCUUGGUUUUGUACCUUGAAGCUUGUGAGUCUAAAAGCAUCUUUGAGGGGCUUCUUCCAGAGGACUUGAAUAUUUAUACGACCACGGCGACAACCUAUUGUCCUAGAGAGAAUCCUAGUUCUCCUCCAGAAUAUGAUCUUGAUGGGAUGGAAGACAGUGGAAUUCACAAUUGGCCUACAAAGACUUCGCACCAGCUGCAUGAACGAUAUAUUGGCACCAAUUCUGCUAAUGACGACUUUGCAUUUGAGGAUGAGAACUCUCUAUUGUCACCUUUAAGAGUGGUAAGCCAACAUGAUGCUGAACUCCUUCAUUUUUGGUACAAGUAUCUCCAGGCACCUGAAGACUCUGUUAGGAAGGUUGAAGCACAGAAGGAGUUUGUUGCAGCCAUGUCUCACAGAAUGCAUUUAGAUCACAGCAUGAGUCUUGUUGGCAAGCUCUUAUUUGGCAUUGAAAAAGGUCCGGAGGUGCUAAAAGCCAUUCGACCAGCUGGGCAACCUAUUGUUGAUGAUUGGGACUGCCUCAAGAAAAUGGUAAGGAUUUUUGAGGCACAUUGCGGAUCCUUAUCCGGGUACGGCAUGAAACACAUGGGAUCUCUUGCAAACAUAUGCAACGCUGGAAUUCAGAUAGAGCAAAUGAACAAGGCAUUGGCUGAAGCUUGCCCGGUUGUUCCUUUUGGUAAAGCCGUUUUGCCCGUUCUGUUUCUGCUGCUUCUCUCGGCGGCAACGAAUUCCGACGGCAGGAGAGAUUCAGUCGGAGGCGCUAUUCGGUUUCCUUUGGAAGCUUCGAGGUACCAGUAUAUUGGCACCAAUUCUGCUAAUGACGACUUUGCAUUUGAGGAUGAGAACUCUCUAUUGUCACCUUUAAGAGUGGUAAGCCAACACGACGCUGAACUCCUUCAUUUUUUGCACAAGUAUCUCCAGGCACCUGAAGACUCUGUUAGGAAGGUUGAAGCACAGAAGGAGUUUGUUGCAGCCAUGUCUCACAGAAUGCAUUUAGAUCACAGCAUGAGUCUUGUUGGCAAGCUCUUAUUUGGCAUUGAAAAAGGUCCGGAGGUGCUAAAAGCCAUUCGACCAGCUGGGCAACCUAUUGUUGAUGAUUGGGACUGCCUCAAGAAAAUGGUAAGGAUUUUUGAGGCACAUUGCGGAUCCUUAUCCGGGUACAGUAUGAAACACAUGGGAUCUCUUGCAAACAUAUGCAACGCUGGAAUUCAGAUAGAGCAAAUGAACAAGGCAUCGGCUGAAGCUUGCACGGUUGUUCCUUUUGGUUCUUGGAGAUCUCUUCACUGAGGAUUCUCUGCAUAAACGCAAGAAACAAUCAAUGCUACUCAUAUUAAUGCAUGUGUAAGUGUAACACCCCACAUUUUAGUGUGCUUGAUUAAUGAGACAAUAAGUCUAACCUUAAGUG